This is a messenger RNA of Acinonyx jubatus (cheetah), 2628 nucleotides long. RefSeq names its product RAB37, member RAS oncogene family (gene RAB37). Gene Ontology annotation, cellular component: Golgi apparatus; endosome. The coding region runs from base 431 to 1075 and encodes 214 amino acids. The transcript has 9 exons. Gene Ontology annotation, molecular function: GTPase activity; GTP binding. NCBI's taxonomy places the organism in Eukaryota, Metazoa, Chordata, Mammalia, Carnivora, Felidae. The record is from RefSeq and is a predicted model, not a curated record.
GGACCGCAAUGCCCUGGGAACGCAGCAGACGCUGAGCCUCCGAAGUCCGGUAGCUGAACCAGAUACACACGGACCACCAGCUAGACUGAAAUCUUGUAUCUCUGCCAGCACCCUGGAGUCACAAGACGGGGGAUUCUGGGCGGACGGGAUCUCAGAACUCCGGUCCCGGGCGCGGGGAGACGGUAUCGCUGUUCUUGGUGCUGAAACGCCGCGGUUGCGAAGGGGAACCGCCGCCUGCCUGCCCACCCCCCACCGCGUCCCCGGUAAAGCGCCGCAACCUCUGUGAGAGCUGUCCAGUGCUGAACCCGGAUGCGGCUGGGCCCGCGGGGCUAGACCCGAGCUUGCCGCACCCAGCGGAGCCCGGACCGAGCUUUUGGGAGCGCUGACGCAGAGCGCUGGAAGGCGAGAAGCAGUGGGCUCCACGCCGGGCAUGGACCAGCAGAGACUGGACUCCUACCAGUGGGGAGCUAGCUUCAAUGAGCACGUCCUUCAUAAGACCAUCCUGGUGGGUGACAGCGGUGUGGGGAAGACAUCUCUGCUGGUUCAGUUCGACCAGGGCAAGUUCAUCCCUGGCUCCUUCUCGGCCACCGUGGGCAUCGGAUUCACAAACAAAGUGGUGACUGUGGAUGGUGUCAGGGUGAAGCUGCAGAUCUGGGAUACCGCCGGGCAAGAGCGGUUCCGCAGUGUCACCCAUGCCUACUACCGAGAUGCCCAGGCCUUGCUCCUGCUGUACGACAUCACCAACAAAUCUUCCUUUGACAACAUCCGGGCCUGGCUCACUGAGAUUCACGAGUAUGCCCAGAGGGAUGUGGUGAUCAUGCUGCUUGGCAACAAGGCAGAUGUGAGCAGUGAACGGGUGAUCCGUUCGGAGGACGGAGAGACACUGGCCAGGGAGUACGGCGUUCCCUUCAUGGAGACCAGCGCCAAGACGGGCAUGAAUGUGGAGUUAGCCUUUCUGGCCAUUGCCAAGGAGCUGAAAUACAGAGCCCUGUGGCAGCCCGAUGGGCCCAGCUUCCAGAUCCGAGACUUUGUGGAGUCCCAGAAGAAACGGCCCAGCUGCUGCUCCAUCUUGUGAAUACCAAGGGGCUGCAAGGGGGCUCCAGAGGCCCCCGCGGAUGCAGCCUUCUCCCCCCCAGAUCUGGUUUAUUCUGCGAGGCUGGGAGUUGGGGGACCCAGUGGACAGCCCCUUCCCAAGCGGGAGCUGUACUCCCACCCCUACCCUAGUUGCGUAGUUUCCCUGCAUCCUGGGGGAGGGUAAAAUAUUUAUCUCAUCCUAAUGACACAUAAUGUAAUACAAAAAGGGAGGGAGGGGGGAGGCGGGGCACCAGAAAAACAAGGCAGGGAGCUGGUGGACCUUUUGCCUUCUGCUACUUGGACUUGGGGGGCUGAGGCUCCCUCCUAACCUUGGCAAGGGUGGUGUUGCUUCAGUUCAGCACCAGAGGGCAGUGACGCACUUCUGCAGCGUGAGGGCCAGAUGUGACCCCCGUGGCCACCUUCACCUCAACUGGAGAGGCUAAGCAGACCCCCAACUUUCAUUUCCUCCAGCUCCCAGGGAACAGUCUUCCCCAGUAAGAUGGUCCCUGGUGCCGGGAGCUAGACCAAGGCUAGGGAAUAUAAGAGAUGUGGAGAUCGGGCAGUGACGGAGCUCUGUGGGUGCAGGGGGGAGGAGUGACCCAGACUAAGUCUAUCUGUUUGGCUGCCUCUGGCUUUCCUAGCUCCCCUCUGGGACAUGUGCCCCUUUUCCUCCAGCUCACAAGCCGAAAACAUCUGGUUCCUGUUCUCUGGACCUUGGGUCCCAGGGGAACCCCACCUCCCGGAACCCCUGGUCUUCUCUACCUUUUUGCUUGUGCCCCUAGACACCUGAGGUCACAGCCAGGGAAAGGUUUUUCUCCUAUCUCAAACCUUUGGCAGGUAUGCACCCCCACAGCCUACUUCUAACAGCCACAGUGCUUCUACUGGAUUAAGAGUCAGUUAAGGAGAAACCUCUGACUUCUGGAGCAGAUGGGAGGCAGAACUGAGCAAACCUCACCUCACCACACAUAUGCCCCCAAACCCAAGCGCUGUCUCCUCCUUGACCACUCAUGCCUUUUCGCUUCCAGACAGACACCAAGGCCAAAACUCUCCAUCUCUCCUCCCACUGAGCCAAGUUAGGGAGUGAGAAGUCACCCAUUACUGGGUAAACCAACACAGUGUGCAAAACAAGGUCAUUUGAGUAAGACUGGGGUGAGGUGAGAGUCAGCAGAGUUUAUGUAGGGCCAAAGUCACCGGUCUCCCAGGUCCCUGACUACAGCAAACGGAGGUGGACAGGAGAUAUGUGGGUCAUGACCUGGAGGCACCUUUACUCUAGCUCUCCAGGCCAAGGGCAAGGGAGAGGAUAGAGGAAGAAGUACACACUUCACAUUUCUGAGGCUAUUGCAUUUGCUUUCAAGGCAGAAAUCUUGCUCUCUGAGCAGAGUCAGCAGCUCCAACUUGGGCCUGAUAAGGAAACUCUCCUAGGCUUCUCCCAGGCGAAGCAGGGAGGAGCCUGACCUUGCUGGGCUCUUCUGGGGCCCAAGGCAGGUCACAGGAGACCGAAUCACAUGGGCCGCGUUUGUGUUUUCAGAAUUAAAUUGCAGAAUUUGGAAAGUA